This is a messenger RNA of Pipistrellus kuhlii (Kuhl's pipistrelle), 988 nucleotides long. RefSeq names its product transmembrane protein 88 (gene TMEM88). NCBI's taxonomy places the organism in Eukaryota, Metazoa, Chordata, Mammalia, Chiroptera, Vespertilionidae. Gene Ontology annotation, molecular function: PDZ domain binding. Gene Ontology annotation, biological process: negative regulation of canonical Wnt signaling pathway. Bases 140 to 610 code for a protein of 156 amino acids. The record is from RefSeq and is a predicted model, not a curated record. Gene Ontology annotation, cellular component: plasma membrane. The transcript is spliced from 2 exons.
UCCAGAGCUCUGGUCUGGGGGGUGCUACUCCUGGAGCCGCAUUCCAGGAUAAGGGGGGCGGGCUGGGCGAGGCCGGACGGGGGAGGGGCAGGAAAGAGGCUAUAAGGCCGCUGCCCGGGCGGCUGGAGCCAGGCAGGCCAUGGCGGAUGUCCUCGGGGCGCAGAGACCGGUUCCCAACGGCGGCCCGGAGCCCCGGGACCCGCUGGACUGCUGGGCCUGCGCCGUGCUGGUCACCGCCCAGAACCUGCUGGUGGCCGCCUUCAACCUCCUGUUGCUGGCGCUGGUGCUGGGGACCAUCCUGCUGCCGGCGGUCACCAUGCUUGGCUUCGGCUUCCUCUGCCACUCGCAGUUUCUGCGCUCCCAGGCACCCCCUUGCACGGCGCACCUGCGGGACCCGGGCUUCACGGCCCUGCUGGUCACCGGCUUCCUGCUGCUCGUGCCGCUGCUCGUCCUCGCGCUGGCCAGCUACCGCCGCCUCUGCCUGCGCCUCCACCUCGCCGACUGCCUCGUGCCCUACAGCCGAGCCCUUUACCGGCGCCGGCGCUCCCCGCAGCUGCGGCAAAUCCGGGCAUCCCAGGCCGUCCCCACAUCAGGAAAGGUGUGGGUGUGAGGACCCUCGAGUCAAGAACAACCCCGACGAAUGCCCUCUUUUUCAAUCCGCCCAAGGACAUGAAGCCUGGGGGUCUCCCGACCUGCCCUGCCCCAUCCCCACCUGAGCCCCCUUGGCGAACUGCAGCUUCUGUGGACCCAACGUUGGUGAAAACUCGCCACUCCAGAAAACCCCUUCUUUCUACUACCCGUAUCUGAAUCCUGAAUAUCCGGGCUGGACCCUGCACCUACACUCCCGCCCCAUCCCCCACCUGUGAAUAGGACAACGGAACCUCACUGUGCCCUCCUUUCCGGGCAGCUCCUCUAGAAUUUACAGGCUGCUGGGGGAGGUCGGAGGGGAAGGAGCGAUCACACAUUAAUAAAGAAUUCAUGAACUGAA